CCACAUUUCAGCUGUUUUAGAUCUUUAACGGUGUUUAUUAAACUCACGCGACUCUACCACCGGGACUGAGGAGGCGCGCGCGCGGGCGGAUGUCCGGUGAGACGCCAUUACACGUUUAUUAGCGACUCUCAGUCCCAGGUGCGCGUCAUGGAGCUCUGUGAUUGGCUGAGAUCCAGAUGCGGUAUGCUCCCGCUUGGAUUUUGUUGUUGGUGUGUCUGAUGUGUAGUAAACAUGCUGGAAGUGUGAAGAUGCAGUACACCUCGUGCACAGAGGAUCGGAUCCAGCACGCAUUGGAUCGCUGCAUUGAUGGCCUCCGAUCAUCCGAAUUCCUCUCCCAGUCAUGGAACACUGGAUGGUGUAUGAACCGCUGGAGUUUGGAGGAACUCCUGAAGAGAGAUCCAGAGAACUUCCUCAUCCUCCUGCAGCAGAUUGUCAAGAGAGCAAGACAGGUGCAGGAGGAGUGUGAGUAUGAGUUGGUGGCACCUCUCACCAUCAUGUUUGAGUCCACACUUCUACAGACUCCGUACUGUCCAAUGGAGUGUGAUCUCCUGGUAGAAGCGCGUGAAGUGUUCCAUGGUUUCCUCACGUGGCCUGAACCAUACAGCAGUGUGUGUCGCAGUGUUCUAACAACUAUACAGCAGGAACUGAGGGCACCAGGGAUUUCAUACCACAGGUUGGUGAAAGAGGAACAGGGCAUCACUGCUGAGCAUCAGCGUGGCAAAACCAUUACGGUGUUGUUGCUGAACCCGGCUGAUGUCCCCCAGACGUUUCUGUCUGUCGUUCAGCAGCUCAGCGCCGUUGAUGUGUCGCAAAGAGAGAUCAGCAUGAAUCUGAUUAAACACGCCUUUCAGUGUAGCCUGGGCACAAGAUAUGACACACACACUGUACAGUGUGCACUGCAGUCUCUCAGUAAUGAUGUACUGUCUGACACACUGUCGUGUGUAUCAGCGGUCUUGGAGACAGCGGCAGCCAUGACGGACACCAGCGCCGCUCGAGCACACGUACUGAAAGGUCUAGAGGAAGUGCGGGAAAAACUCAGUAUCCCAGCAUGCAACUGUGCCACAUCAGACGGGAUGCUGCAGAUUCUGAAGUUACCUACACCUAAGUGCUACAGGAUUGACUGGGACACUGACAAUUUUGACGUCCUGAGUGAGUUUUUGGAGAACGAGCCUGAACUCUCCUCGCUCUUCUCUGAAGGACACGCAGAGGAGGAUGAGUUUGACGAAGAGGACGCAGAAGAAGAAGAGGAAGAAGACGAGGAGGUGGAGAUGGAGCGGUAUGAGAUGGAAGGCUGCCUGGACCCACGGGCGUCCAUGUUCUCCACUACGUCUUCUCUGUCCACUGCAUCUAAGGACUCCAUGUUCUCCACGUCAUCCGACUUCUCUCCGGUCUCCACCCUGUCAUCGUCUUCUCAGGCUUCGGGCACAGACAGUGACUUCUGCGAGGACAUCGAGGAGGAACCGCACGUGCUAAUGCCGACAGGCAAAAGUAAAAGUAGCUCCGGACUUUCCAAGCGUCUCUCACGGCUGUUUAAACCGCGUGGACAUCCUCUCUGCCGUGCUAAGAGUCUGGGGAACACAGACAGUAAAGAAAAGAAGGACUUUCUGCCGGCUGCUCGCUCCAAACGCUCCAACUCGAUGCCACAGCAGGUGCUGGCACUCACUGUGGAGCCGGCACAGAGCGAGAGCGUGGCCGUGAAGCCGGUGUGCUACAGGAAGCGUCCCAUCCUCAGCAGCGAUGAAGAUGAGGCCACGGGCAUGGUGCUGAUCAGGGUGAUGGUGUUCGGGGCCGAUUAUGUGGCGGGGAAAUUGGCGCGGGCGUAUAACAGCCUGAGGAAUAAAGAAAAACUUUCACCACGACUCACUAAACACUGCAGGAUGAAGUUCUUCUUUGUUCCUGUGAAGAGAGAUCCGAUAGCAAACGGGGGAGGGAGUCAGAUCAGCGCAAGUCCACUCAAAAUUGCACAGGAGGUGAACACUGAUGUUCAUGAGUACAGCACCAACAACAUCGCUCAGCUUCUCGGCAUGCUGGACCCCUGGUACGAGAGAAAUGCACUCUGUCUGCUUGACCUGCCGCUGCACGUGGUGUGUCAGACAUCCAAGUCAGAUUCAGAGUCUGUGGAGAACUCAGUGGAGGAGUGUUUACCCAUCAUGGCCGACCUCCUGCUGUAUUACUGCAGAAACGCAGCUCGACCUGCACUGAUCCAACUGUACCAGGCUGAGCUGACACUGGCCGGCGGAGAGACAAGAACUGAAGUGUUCAUCCACUCACUAGAGCUCGGACACACGGCAGCCACCAGAGCCAUCAAAGCCAUGGGUGCUGCGAGUAAGAGGUUUGGUAUUGAUGGAGAUCGGGAGGCAGUUCCACUUUCACUCGAGGUCGUUUAUAAUCAGGUGGUCAUCAGUGGGCGGAGUCAGCAGACAAGGGUGGAGAAAGUGUGCACUUCGAUUAACCUGACUAAAGUGUGCAGGAAUCAGGAGGAACUCAAUCCUAAAAUAGACUUCCUGCAGCUGACCAUGACAGAGGUUUUAAAGAGGCAGAACUCCAAAUCGAAGAGAAGCUACAACCAGCAGUUGAGUGUAACUCAGGUGAAGGUGGACAGGUUUCGGGUCUGUGGUUCUGGAAACACAACGUUUGCUGUGUGUUUGGAUCAGGACGAGAAAAAGAUUUUACAGAGCAUCACCCGGUGUGAGGUGUCAGUGUGUUAUAAGCCGGGCGGCUGUUCUGAUUGGCUGAAGGUGAGAGCUCUGUCCAGUCAGACGGAGCAAACGUUCUGCUCUCUGCUCUGUUUACCCAUCUUCACCUUCAGUGGACCCCAACCAUGAACCUCUGCCAGAACCUCUGGACCCCCACCACCAGCCUCUGGACCCCCACGACCAACCACUGGACCCCCAUGACCAACCUCUAGACCCGCACCACCAACCUCUGGACCCGCACCACCAACCUCUAGACCCGCACCACCAACCUCUGGAUCCCUAUCCCGUUACCAUGCACUCUUAAACCCUAAAAAAUCCAACCAUGUUCUGUUAUAACCCCACCCUCUGGACCCCGACCACAAAUCCUAAUCAUAAACUUGAUUAAUCCUCAGUAAAUGUUUUUAAAUGUUUUCAGCUCAGGGUAAAUCACCGUAAUUGCACACAGAAACAUUACGACCGCAGACUGUUGCUACAGCACUGACACUGUCUAAAGUUUUGCACCAAAGAUAUAUUGUAUAUUGUUUAUUUUAAAAUUUAUUCUAGUUAAUUAGAUGUUUAAUCAGCGUUAUGUGUAAUUAUAGUGUAUAUUAUAUCGAUAAAAAAAAAUCAACCAAUGCCUUUUUCCGAAAUGCUGAAUCUUAAAGAGCGAUUCUCUCUGAUUGUAAUUUGUGCACUCGGCCAGCAGGAGGCGCAGCGAUGUGAUGAGGUUACUUUAGUGUUCUGCAGUUCAGGAGUGACAUUUUAUUAGCGGUUUAAAAAAACUCCCUUUUCCUUUGGUGGAGUUUAGAAGAAACACUGAAAGUCUUAAUCACAAAUAAUACUAUCACGUUAUUAAAUAAUCUUUUUUAAUCAAAGAAAAAGAGAGAUUUCGCUAAGGGAAAAGUCUCAUUGUGUAUUUCUUUGAGUUAGCUAAAUGGCUAAUAAAACAUCUCAGGAUUUUUUUACACACACGCGAGUGUGUGUGUGUGUGUGUGUGUGUGUGUGUGUGUGUGUGUGUGUGUAUGAUUUCUGACGCUUUUAUUCAAAUGUAAAUAUGUUUUAGGUGUAAUUUGAUUUGUAAAGCACACUGGAGUGUUUAAUUCAGACUCUUUAACAAUGAAGAAGUGUGUGUGUGUGUGUGUGUGUGUGUGUGUGUGUGUGUGUGAUUUCUGACACACUGAGAUUUAAAUCCUCUCUGACACCACGCUCCUAAUACGGUACUUUUUAAAUUGAAAGGUGCUUCUUGUUUGUUUAAAUUAUAACAGGUGGAUGUAGGUGUACUUGAGUGUAAAUAUCCAAUAAAAUCCUUUAACACUGA
This is a messenger RNA of Ictalurus punctatus (channel catfish), 3993 nucleotides long. RefSeq names its product phosphoinositide-3-kinase, regulatory subunit 5 (gene pik3r5). The record is from RefSeq and is a predicted model, not a curated record. Gene Ontology annotation, molecular function: 1-phosphatidylinositol-3-kinase regulator activity. The coding region runs from base 177 to 2825 and encodes 882 amino acids. Gene Ontology annotation, cellular component: phosphatidylinositol 3-kinase complex, class IB. The transcript has 18 exons. NCBI's taxonomy places the organism in Eukaryota, Metazoa, Chordata, Actinopteri, Siluriformes, Ictaluridae. Gene Ontology annotation, biological process: G protein-coupled receptor signaling pathway; positive regulation of MAP kinase activity.